Molecule: messenger RNA, 888 nt
Organism: Drosophila kikkawai
Lineage: Eukaryota; Metazoa; Arthropoda; Insecta; Diptera; Drosophilidae
Source: RefSeq, a predicted model, not a curated record
AUGCUACGAGCCACAAUCUUUAUCGUUCUGAUGCUGCUUGCUGCUUUUUGGCCAAGUUUGGGAGAAAAUCAAGGUUUAUCCCAGCUUAAAGGUGCAGCGGCUAGAGCUUUCAGUAGGAGGAGAAGAGCGGUUCUAUUUCCACCUGGAUCGUUUGUAAAGUUCACCUGCUCCUUUGCCACCGGCCUGCUGGCAACGUAUCCCAAAGGAAUAUCAUUUGUCUUGGAGGAGGCGGUCUACUUUCCAGUGCCGGGUGUUGUUGAUGAUAUUUAUCCCAAGAGGUUUUUGCCAAAGACCACUACCAAGAACCCGGAGAAGCUACCGGAUACGAUUGUUUAUAUACCCGGCACCGAUUGGCGCUUCAAGGCCCAGACUCUGCCCAAACCCAAGUGGAGACAACCGCCGCCAAAAACGCAUCGCAUUGAUGAUGAUAGUUAUGGGAAUCCCUACAAAUGGCAUCAGUGGAACAAGGAACAGAAGUGGAACAAGUGGAUAGAGUUAGAUCAAACUAAGGCGAAAUGGUCAAAUUGGACUACAGCGUCACCAAAGUGGAAGAACUAUAGUAAAGCCUGGCAGUCCCACCAUUACUACGGACACCGCGAUCGCCGAGCACUGUUUGAUCGUUUCACCAAGCUGAGUUCACUUUUUGGCAUCGAUGUCAAGUCUUGUAUUUUGAGAACCAUCUGUGAUAGCAAGCGGUUGCUUUUGCCACCUGGGUAUUCCAUGUUGCAGGACAUGCUGCGUGUAGUUUUUACUUUGCCUCGCUUGGAUGGCCUGGAGGAUGAUUAUACUCGCAUUAUGGACAGAGCAGCAGAUGAUUGUGCCUCUGAGUUGAAAAGCAAGUGUAAUAUGAAUUUAUUGAUUUGGUUGCUAAGUGGAAGAGUUGAAUAA